This is a messenger RNA of Prunus avium (sweet cherry), 1219 nucleotides long. RefSeq names its product rhodanese-like domain-containing protein / PPIC-type PPIASE domain-containing protein. The record is from RefSeq and is a predicted model, not a curated record. Gene Ontology annotation, molecular function: peptidyl-prolyl cis-trans isomerase activity. NCBI's taxonomy places the organism in Eukaryota, Viridiplantae, Streptophyta, Magnoliopsida, Rosales, Rosaceae.
AUACCUGUAGAAGAACCCACAGUUCACAAGAGGGUUCACAAUAUACUGAAAGUCUUGACACAAUUCUCUCUGUUUCUCUCUUAAUCAAAUUGAAAACCGAAGGAAGCAAAAUGUUAAGAGUUUCUCAUCUGACACCAAUAGCGCCUCCAGCUCUCAGUGCUCUUAGACUAUCUCUGAGCCCCACUCUCAACCUCCUUUCUCCUUCCAACGUUCACAAAGUCUCUACUUUUGCACAUUCUCAGACUUCUCUCUCCCUAAUCUUCAGACCCAGUUCCCUACAUUCCCCUUCUUUGAGCGUGAAGUGGGUUCUGCAGCGUAUGGUUGGCAAUCCAUGUCCCAAGGGUACAGCUUCGUUUAGUGCUGAAAGUAGCUCUCGAGAUGGAAGGGAAAUAUUGGUGCAGCACUUGCUUGUUAAAGAAGACAACCUUAAGCUUCUUGUAGAUCUCCAGCAGAGAGUUUCAGGAGGUGAAGACCUCAGUGAUCUUGCUGCGGAAUACUCGAUAUGUCCAUCCAAACAAGAGGGGGGAAUGCUUGGCUGGGUGAGAAAGGGGCAAAUGGUACCUGAGUUCGAGGAGGCUGCAUUUAAUGCAUCUUUGAAUAAAGUUGUAAGGUGCAAAACAAAAUUUGGGUGGCAUUUACUGCAAGUACUGUCAGAGAGGGAAGAAUCAGUACUCCAAGACAUUCAACCUGAGGAGCUUCAUGUGAAAAUGCAAGAUCCCAGUUUCCUAGAUGAGGCCCAGUUGAUUGAUGUUCGAGAACCCGAAGAAGUGGCGCAAGCUUCUUUGCUGGGUUUCCAGGUUCUUCCCCUUCGAAAAUUUGGAAGCUGGGGACCUGAAAUAACUACGAAGUUUAAUCCUCAAAAGGAUACUUAUGUUAUGGUAGUGUCACCAUGGCGUCCGAUCAUUACAAGUUGCCAAGUGGUUGCAGACACAGGGGUUUAAGAGAGUAUUCAAUAUUUCUGGUGGAAUUCAUGACUAUGCUCAAAGGGUUGAUCCAACAAUUCCUACUUAUUGAGAUCUAUGAGACAAUUUUACAAAACAGAAUUAUUUUUUUCUUUAUACAGCAAGUGGUUUCAUAUUAUCUUUUAUCCCCUUUACCGUCCUAAAAGACAAUGCAGAUGCUGAUUCAAAUUGUUUGAGGAAAUGAAAUUUACUUCAUCCUCUCUGCUCCUCCCACUGUCUUCUUCAUCCGAAUGGUUUCAUAUUUUUGUUCUUGGAAA